AUAUAAUGGCUGAUUAAUAUCCCAAAUAAUUUGAAUCCUCAGUCAUAAAUGUUAGCAGAGCAUCCAACACUAGAACAAUUUAAACAAGAAUUAAAGGAGCUUUAAGCAAUCACGAAAAUGUAACAGUAAGUGGUAUUGGAAACGCUAUGGAAAAUGUAGUUUCUUCAGUUGCUGAAUUAGAAUCCAAAAAGCUUCUUGUCAUUAAAAAAAUAGAAACAACUUCAAAUACUUAAAACAAAAGAUUAACACAUCAAAUGGUUGUAAAAAUUACUAGAGGAUGUGAAUUUAAAGUAUAAAAUUGAUUGAAAUUCUUUUUUUGUUUUUAAGUUAAAUUUUAUAU
Ichthyophthirius multifiliis is the source of this 340-nucleotide messenger RNA. RefSeq lists its product as hypothetical. Lineage: Eukaryota; Ciliophora; Oligohymenophorea; Hymenostomatida. Gene Ontology annotation, molecular function: nucleic acid binding. The transcript has a single exon. The record is from RefSeq and is a predicted model, not a curated record.